Molecule: messenger RNA, 1969 nt
Organism: Toxotes jaculatrix (banded archerfish)
Lineage: Eukaryota; Metazoa; Chordata; Actinopteri; Toxotidae
Product: protein ABHD15
Exons: 3
Coding region: 254-1840 (528 amino acids)
Molecular function (GO): monoacylglycerol lipase activity; short-chain carboxylesterase activity
Source: RefSeq, a predicted model, not a curated record
UCUGUCCUCCAGUUCACUUUUUUGUGUUUCACUGCUGAUCACUGAAGACUUCUCAUCACUCUCUUUCAACAGACCGGAGAAACGAGACUACUAUUCAGAGCAUCAGUCAACUUAUCAGGCUACACCUUCAUGCUGGUGCAUGAGGCAGGAGUUUGUAAAAUAUGAGGGUCAAAGGUUACUGAGGAAGUCCCAGCAAAACAUCCCAGAGAAAACAUUGGAUUUUAUAUUAAACUAGGAUCUCUUUUAUUUACCAAUGGAAUUAUUUAUAUGGGACUAUUUAUUCUGUUUGCUCCCAUUCCUGUUAUUUUUCCUGUUGUGUCUGACUCGCUGCUGGACCACAGCACAUUGUUGGACAAGACUUGCUGCCACGGCUGCAGGACCCAGGUUGAUCUGCAAGCCCACUGCGCUGGCCAAAUAUCUGCUCCGGCACUGUGGCUCUCUGGCCAGGCCGAGACUGGCCGCCUGGCCCAGGGGAGACCCCAACCUCCAGACUCUGUCCAGCUUGCUGUGUGGACAACUUGGAGACACGAUACAGUUCACAAGGGAUAAUCUGUUGCUGAGAGAUGGGGGAAUUGUAGCUGUGGACUGGGCUGUGGGGACAGGACUGGGUGAGGCAGCUGGGAGGAAGAGGUGGGAGGGGAGGAAGGAGCAUCAGUCAGGGGGAAAGGCUCUGGGCUGCUUCUCCUCCACACCUCCUGUCCUCCUUCUCAUACCUCAGUCCUGGGGAGGGAUGACCCCCCACUUAAAGGCGCUGUGCCAUCAGGCCAUGUGUCAGGGGUUUUAUGUGGCGGUGUUUCAUCCUCGAGGCACAGCAGGAUGCCCGCUGACCACAGCACGACUGACUGAGUUUGGGGACCCAGCUGACCUUGAGCAGGCGGUGGCUUAUGUCCACAGCCGCCACCCGUCCUCUGUGCUGGUCGCAGUGAGUGAGGGUUCAGGCUCAGGGAUCCUCCUUUCCUACUUGGGGGAGUGUGGAUCAAGCACAUACUUGACAGCGGCUGCAGCCAUCUCACCUGUGCUUCUGGGCCAACUGUGGUUUGAAACAGCCAUGCCUCCUGUUUAUCGCUGGGGGGCGCUGUUUCACCGGAAACAGCAGCUCAGAAGAUACGCAAAUUCCUUCAGAGGAGUCCUGGAUGUGGAUCGGGUCCUAAGCUCUUCCUCCCUCAGAGAGUUUGAGGAAGCUCUUUUCUGCUCUUCAGCCCAGCUUCAGCAGAGAACUUCUAGACCUCCAAUAAACUCUCUGAGCUCUGGACUUAGCUCAGGACCUCAUUACUCACAGGGCCUGGCACCUUCGGUGGCCUGGGAACUGGGCGAGAGAGCUAACCCGGCCAAGGACUGGGACAGCUACUGGGAGAGGAAUGAACCACUGAGAGAUGCAGAUGAGGUGGCUGUCCCCGUGCUCUGUAUCUGCAGCCGUGACGACCCUCUCCUCCCGCCUGCCUCCACUUUGCCCAUGGCGCUUUUCCAGAGCAAUCCUUAUUUCCUUCUGUUGUUAACAGACAAAGGUGGGCACUGUGGAUUCACUCUGGAAGGCAACAAAGAGAUGGAGGGAGGAAGGACUGAAGAUGAGGAGGAAGGUAGCUGGAGUCAUAUGGUGGUCCUGGAGUACUUCAGAGUGGUGGCCGAUUUCCUAAAGGGGGAGGAGAGGGAUGGGGCAGGCUGGGGUGAUCCGCUAAGAGAACAUAGUCAGGCUGGGCAGAGGAGCAGGACCAGCAACAUGGCUACUACUCGCAGGAGGAGACCCACCUUGAUGAGGAGACCAAGACCACAGGCACCUGAUCAGAGCUGUGUGGAUGCAGAAGAAGGUAACUUCACCUGGAAGAGGUCCUAUACACGCUGAGGGGAAAGAGGUGGUGGAGGAGGAGAUCUGAAGAGAAUGCAAAAUGUGGGUUUUUGGUUUCAGUCCUCAAAAAUAUCUGGAAAAGAGAACUGUUGGAAACACAGUUAUUAAAAUAUUUGUUUCUCUUCA